CUUCUGUAAAUAGAAUGUAUUGUAAUCCUGCCUCAGUCCAACGUGGUUCCUCUCAAGUCAGUGCCGCUUGUCCGCUCCACUUGUUAGGUUUGUAAUGGAGAUGAAUGAUGAACAGGACCGGCCCUAUGGAUGCAGCACUCCUGGCUGCUCACAGCGGUUCCAAACAGAAGACCACCUGAUGAUCCACAGACACAAGCAUGAGAUGACCCUCAAGUUCUCCUCCAUCAAGACUGAUCCCUUCGCAGACCAGACCCCAACGCCGACCCGUUUCCUGCGUAACUGUGAGGAGGUGGGUCUCUUCAAUGAGAUCGAACAGGAGUUCUGCCAGGCACAGGAGGAGCAGAACAACAAACAGACUCAGAAUCUCCCUCAGAAUGGAUCAUCAUGUGCCAAUCAGCCCCAGGCACAGCCCCACUCCCACUCCCAACACCAACCACCGCCCCAUGGUGGUAUGAGGGGUCUAAGCUGCAGCAUGGCUGGCCAACAAGCACUGCCCUCUGCCCAGUCCAACUCAGUCAUCACCCAGGCCCCCUCCAUGCUCACACACUCAGGACCAGUCCCUGGGCCCCUCUCCUCCCUACUGCACCUGAGGAACAACAGACAGAGACAGCCCCUGGCUGCCUCUAUGCCUGGCACUCUGCCAGACCCAGACAUGCAGGGAGCAUCUGCCCAGCACAUGUCUAUGGAAAGACAGAUGUCUAUGGGAUCCAGUAUGAUGAGCAUCCAAGGUCCCCUCCACAACACUUCCUGCUCUUCACCUCAGAGGGCUAAAACUAUGGGUCACCCCCACCAACACCAUCACCAACACCAACACCCCGGAGCUGUCGCCAACAGCAACAUGGAUCCCACCAUAGGUCACAUGAUGGAGAUGAUGUCACCGCGGCAACGACACACUCACCUGCAGCAGCAGCAGCCUCAUCAGCACCUGCAGCAGGCUCUGCCCAUCUCCUACCAGCAGCACUGCCACGCCUCUCCACAUCACCUGGGAAGUGCCCACAGCCAGGGGCACCAAUCAGGGAAUGUGCUGCAUCAUCAGGUUCACCAAUCACCUCCCUCGCAUCUGCAGGCCAGCCACACCCACCAAACCUCCCCUCACCUGCCCCUCCACUCCAUAGCUGUUCAGUCAUCCCAGCAGACACAUUCCCUGCAUGCAGGCCAGGCGGCUGGAGGACGUCGCAGGAGGUCUGUGGACCAGGACCCAGACGAGCGCAGGCAGAAGUUCCUGGAACGCAACAGAGCUGCAGCCACGCGAUGCAGACAGAAGAGGAAGGUAUGGGUGUCUGCCCUGGAGAAGAAGGCAGAGGAGCUGACGCACAACAACAUGCAGCUGCAGAAUGAGGUGACCACUCUGAGGUCAGAGGUUGGUCAACUGAAGCAGAUCCUGCUGACCCAUAAAGACUGUCUGGUUACCGCCCGCCAGAGAGAAUCACAGGGGUACCUCAGUCCAGGGAGUUCGACAGGAAGUCCGACCCCCCUGUGUCCCGGGUUGCAGCGGCAGGCCAUCCAAUCCAGCAGCAUCUCCACCUCCUCAGCCUCCUCAGAUUAAAAAUGAAAGCAUGGAUGGCUGAAUUUCAUUAGUUCACAAGAGUUGGAUCCAGGGUUGCCCAUGCACACACAGGGUUUAAUCCCUGGUUCCAAGGGGCUGAAUCCGUUCUAGAAUCAGCUCACCCUUCCCAUAAUCAUUGGUGGUUGUAUCUCAGUAGUCUAAAUUGCUCCCUCUCCUGCUCUCCUAGCCUCAAUAGACACAGGUGGGACAGAACUGGACUGACUGGCCUCUACAAGCCUUGAGUCUCUGCUGCCGUUGCACAUUUACAGUGACUUUCCCGAAAUUCCAGAAAUCCCGGUUGGACGAUUCCCGGAUUUCCUGCUUAAUGCCUCCUGAUUUCCGUAAAACCUGUGAAUUUUGGUCAAGUUACAGAAUUGUUGCAACCCUAGUCUAUGUCUCUCCAACACUGUGAUGAUAGUCACAUGUAAAUUGGAUCAUAUUGUGUCUUUGGGAAUCUCAGUCAAUCUAUGUGUCUCUGUUAGUGUGAAAUCAGAAAUCCAAGUACUGCUCUAGGACUGUUCCAACCUGGGCUGUGUGUGCAAACAUACCUGUUAUUAUGUCCUUUAGCUUAAAGUAGUGACUGCAUACACUUUUGUUAAUGGUCCCACAUGGGAGUCAACCCCACAACCCUGGCAUUGCAAGCACCAUGCUGUACCAACUGAGCCACACGGGACUUCAUCGCGUCACCUUUUUUUCAGAAUGUGACAUGGUUAGGUCUUGGUUAGGUCUUGGUUAGGUUUUGGUUAGGCCUUGGUUAGGACAUGGUUAGGUCUUGGUUAGGUUUUGGUUAGGACAUGGUUAGGUCUUGGUUCGGUCUUGUAACUUACGCCACCACCAGAACCAGACCAUGAAAGACUCUCGGGCUUAAAACUAGCCUGUAACUAUGGCCCAGAGUUCUGUGUAUGCUACAGUAUGUGUGUAUGCUACAGUAUGUGUGUAUGCUACAGUAUGUGUGUGUGCUACAGUAUGUGUGUGUGCUACAGUAUGUGUGUAUGCUACAGUAUGUGUGUGUGCUACAGUAUGUGUGUGUGCUACAGUAUGUGUGUAUGCUACAGUAUGUGUGUGUGCUACAGUAUGUGUGUGUGCUACAGUAUGUGUGUGUGCUACAGUAUGUGUGUGUGCUACAGUAUGUGUGUAUGAUACAGUAUGUGUGUAUGCUACAGUAUGUGUGUGUGCUACAGUAUGUGUGUGUGCUACAGUAUGUGUGUAUGCUACAGUAUGUGUGUAUGCUACAGUAUGUGUGUAUGCUACAGUAUGUGUAUGCUAUAGUAUGUGUGUGUGGUUGCAUAUGCAACCCACGUCUCUCUGAAAUGCAGAACGUGAAUGAAAACUAAUACAAAUGUACAUUUUAUUCAAAUCUAUAUCAAGACCUGUGAACAGAGUGUCCUUGUUUUGUAAUGAUGUAAUGCAGAGCCUCCUUGUAACGAUGUAAUGCAGAGCCUCCUUGUAAUGAUGUAAUGCAGAGCCUCCUUGUAAUGAUGUAAUGCAGAGCCUCCUUGUAACGAUGUAAUGCAGAGCCUCCUUGUAAUGAUGUAAUGCAGAGCCUCCUUGUAACGAUGUAAUGCAGAGCCUCCUUGUAAUGAUGUAAUGCAGAGCCUCCUUGUAAUGAUGUAAUGCAGAGCCUCCUUGUAAUGAUGUAAUGCAGAGCCUCCUUGUAACUAUGUAAUGCAGAGCCUCCUUGUAACGAUGUAAUGCAGAGCCUCCUUGUAACUAUGUAAUGCAGAGCCUCCUUGUAACUAUGUAAUGCAGAGCCUCCUUGUAACUAUGUAAUGCAGAGUAUAAUGUUUGGUACCUGAUUGCAUGUCACCUGACCAGGAUAACCCCUGACCCUUUGUGUAACUCCUGAAAAGCACUUACUAGUUUCCUACAGGGUAUUUAUCAUGUUAACUAGGCUCACGCUGUGCAUUGCCCUAUAACCAGUAUCUAUGUAUCUUCCUGUAUUGUGAUUGUGUUUUGUUCAAUUUUUUUUUUUUUUACAUAUAUUGACAAUUGCUACAAACUGAAAA
Oncorhynchus masou masou (cherry salmon) is the source of this 3552-nucleotide messenger RNA. RefSeq names its product cyclic AMP-responsive element-binding protein 5-like. NCBI's taxonomy places the organism in Eukaryota, Metazoa, Chordata, Actinopteri, Salmoniformes, Salmonidae. The record is from RefSeq and is a predicted model, not a curated record. The transcript has 11 exons. The coding region runs from base 95 to 1546 and encodes 483 amino acids. Gene Ontology annotation, biological process: regulation of transcription by RNA polymerase II. Gene Ontology annotation, molecular function: cAMP response element binding; DNA-binding transcription factor activity, RNA polymerase II-specific.